Molecule: messenger RNA, 3225 nt
Organism: Numida meleagris (helmeted guineafowl)
Lineage: Eukaryota; Metazoa; Chordata; Aves; Galliformes; Numididae
Gene: CCPG1
Product: cell cycle progression 1
Exons: 10
Coding region: 167-2584 (805 amino acids)
Cellular component (GO): membrane
Source: RefSeq, a predicted model, not a curated record
CGGGCCGCGGCGGGGCGCGGACUACGCUCUCCAGGGCGCCCCGGGGCGCCGCCGCCGUGCGCAGGCGCCGGCCCGGGCGGUCCGUGUUGUUUUGUGGCGGCGUCACCGGCGGUCCCGCCGGCGUUCCGUCGUCCGCGGCGGGCCCCGCGCUCAGCGUGCUUUGAAAAUGUCUGAAAACUACAGUGACAGCGAUUCCUCCUGUGGCUGGACUGUCAUCAAUCAUGAGGGUUCUGACAUAGAGACGGUGAUUUCAGAAAAUGGAAGCUCAAAUGAUAACCAUGAGUUUGUUUCUGAAGAAUACGUUUCUCUGCAAGAAGAAGAGCAACCAAUUGAUUUGCAAGCACAGGAUAGCACUGAUGGAGAGGUACCAGUGGUAGAUAAUACUCUCUCUGCUUUUGAGGAAACUCAAACAGUUCCAGAGGAAAGAAAAGAAAGAGUCCAUGAUGAUAGUUCCUGUAUAGGAGCAAUUAGUGAUGAUUCUGACAUUGUUACACUUGAAGCUCCAAAAGGGGAAGAACCUCCAAGUCAGGAGGAAGCCCCAGCUGAUGGUGAAGAAGCUCACAGUUCAGAGGAUUUUAACAUGGGUUCCUCCUCUAGCAGUCAGUAUGCAUUUUCCCAACCAGAAACUGUUUUUCCAUCUCAGGCUAGCAAUGAUGAAUCAAGUAGCGAUGAAACCAGCGAUCAGUCCAGUCCUACAGUACGAAGGCGCCGGACUAAGAGGAGGCUGAUCUCUUGCUCUGAGGCUGAGAGUGCGUCGCCUGUUGAUCCAGAGCCUGAACCUCCCCAAGAGCAACAACACAAGCGCCAGUUCAGUAGUGGCCUUAAUAGAUGCAUCAUUCUGGCUUUGGUGAUUGCAAUCAGCAUGGGCUUUGGACACUUCUAUGGUAAACCUGAAGGUACAAUACAGAUCCAGAAACGUCAGCAGCUGGUAACAAAGACACGUGAAUUGAAAGAUGACCUUUACCAGUGCCAACAAGAACAAGGAGAUAAAGUGGGGUCACUCAGGGGAGAUCUUGCCACAUGUUUGACCUCUACUGAGGUGGAGAAGAAAUCCUUUGAAUCACAAAAAAAAAGUCUUGCUGCAGAAAAUCAGCACUUAAGAGAAUCUCUAGAGAAGGAAGAAAAAGCUUUGGUCUCACUUCAGGAAGAACUAAGGAAGCUAAGACAACAAAUAAGAAACUUAGAAGACAAAGGUACUAGUACUGAGUCUAUUGUCAUGGAAAAUCAGAAACUAAGGGAACAUUUGGAAGAGGAAAAGCAAAGAAACCAUAACUUUCGUAGGCAAAAGGAAACACUCUUUGCAGAGGCACAGAUGUUAAGAAGAGAACUGGAUAAAGAACGUCAUAUUACAGAAACUCUGAAGAAAGAACUGGAACAGCUAAGUUCUCGUCGAACACCUGACAGUGUUAAUGAUGAUGACACAUUAAGAGAAAAUCAAGAAAUAGAAACUCUGCGAGGAAGACUAGUAGAACUGGAAAAAAAGCUAAAUUUUGAGCAACAGCGCUCUGACUUAUGGGAGAAGUUGUAUGUUGAAGCAAAAGAUCAAACUGAAAAACAAGAAAUGAACGAAAAGGGACAGAAGAGAGGUGCUAAAGGACAAAGUAAAUCUAAAAAGAGAUCAAAAGAAUCAUUUUUUGGCUCAGUUAAAGAAACUUUUGAUGUUAUGAAAAAUUCCGCCAAAGAGUUCGUUAGACACCAUAAAGAAAAGAUUAAGCAGGCUAAAGAAGCAGUAAAAGAAAAGCUGAAAAAAUUCUCUGAUUCUGUAAAGUCCACGUUCAGACACUUCAAAGAUACCACAAAAACCAUCUUGGAUGAAAAGGAGAAAAAGUCAAAUGAAAAAAAAUACGAGGCAAACAGGAAAGCUCGAACUUUUUACCGAGAACAGAACUCUUAUGAGAAUCUGAAGCACACGCAUUACAGGAGACCCAGCAUGCCAAAAGAUUUCAAAGAUGGAAGAAAGCAUCCGUUUACAACAUUUGAAAAAGAUACGGAUUCACAGAAAUGUCUCAGUGAUCCUAUGUGUAGUAGAAAACAUCAGUUUGACCUAAAGGGCUGUUCUGGUAUUUUUGAAUGUGCUAAUCAAGAAUUCAUUAGUCUCUUUAACAGAGUAUCAGAUCCUAUUGGAGUGGAUGAAUUUAAUCGGCUAAUGAGAAAGUAUUUGCAACAAGUUGUACAUAACUUCCGUCACUGGAGAGAACUGGAGAAUUUCAUCAAUAAGUUUUUUCAUAAUGGGUUUUUUAUACAUGACCAGAUGCUGUUCACUGAUUUUGUUAAUGAUGUCAAGGAUUACCUGGAAGAUAUGAAGGAGUACCAAAAUAAGAAUGAGAAGGUUUUUGAUGAUUUGGACAAGUACAUCUACAGAUACUACUUUCAGUAUGAUAAUUCACCCCAAUAUGGACCCAGUCGACCUAAAAGGCCUUCUUUUACACAAACUGAAAAUCCCAGACAUGAAAAACAAGCUCAGAAGUACCACCACCGUAAUAAAAGAGAAGGUAAAUGGCAUAAACAUGGUCGCACUAAUGGAAGACACAUGGCAAAUCUUGAAAUAGAAUUGGGGCAAUUACCCUUUGAUCCAAAAUACUAAGUAAUUUAUGGUUUAAAAAAAAAAAUUAGACUUAAUAAUUCACAUGUUCUCUGGAAACUAAUUGUUUUUCAGCAAAGCAGUGAGAUACAAGUUUCUCUAGAUAAUUUGAUUUUUACAAAUUCUUGUUAAAAGGCAGGAGUCAAUCUUUCUAAUUUGCAUACUUGGUAUUGUUGCUUUAACUGUUCUUUGGAAGCAAUGAUACUUUGGCUACCAGUGGUAUUGUUACAGAAACUAGGCAUGCAAUGACUUGCGUAUGAAAAAUAUGCUUAAUUGCAUUCCAUUAGUAUAGUUCAAGCUUGAGUCAUGCAUAAUGUACCAAUAAUUAACUUCAGUGUUUGAUAUACUAACUUCAUCUCAUCCUUAAAAAAAAACAACAAAAAAAACCAGUCUACAUUAUGGUAAUGUAUUUGUUAGUGUUUUGUAAUCUUAUACUUGCUUCUUGUUUUUUUUUGGGGGGGGGGCUAUGAGCCUGUUGAAUUGUCAAGAAUUUGCUGUGCUGCAUUCUAAUCAGCUUGCUGAUUUAAGCACUUGAAAUAUUUUGCAUAUCUGCAUAUUGUGGAAGAAAAAUAAAGAGACAGUGUGGGUAAAAGUCUUUAUUUAUAAAAAGAAAUAAAUCUAGCAUAGCUGUACAGUUCUAUAAA